GGGCCGCUCCGCGCCGGAGCCUCCCGGGGGGGCGGGGCGGCGAGCGGAAACACCUCCCCCUUAGCUGCCCGGGGCCCGCCUGCGCACGCCUCCGAGUCGCGCGCCGCGCCGCUGCUCUCCUAUGCCGGGGCUCGGCCCCCCGCAAGAGCGAGCCCGCGGCGCUGGUCUCCAUCGCCGCUUUUGCAGAGACUGAAGUUUGGUGGGUUGGGUUAAACUCGGGGCCUCCGCGAAGAGGACCCGUUUACUUUUUUUCUUUCCAAAAUGGCAGCCUCCAGCCGCGCACAAGUGUUAGACCUGUACCGGGCGAUGCUGAGAGAGAGCAAGCACUUCAGCGCCUACAAUUACAGAACUUACGCUGUCAGGAGGAUAAGAGAUGCCUUCAGAGAAAAUAAGAAUGUACAGGAUCCUGUAGAAAUUCAAGCCUUAGUGAACAAGGCCAAAAGAGACCUUGAAAUAAUUCGUCGACAGAGAAACCAGGAUUCAAAAAAGCUGGAUGCCUUGUCCACAGCCACAUGGCCAGACCUGAGCUCAGGUCUUCUAAUUCCUUAGAGCAAACUCAGAAGUUUAAGGACGAGAGCUCCUGAGUCAGUGGAAACUGAAGGAUAAAGAUAUUCCUAAGUCAUCCUCCCAUUUUGUUCUCAAGAUAUUUAAGGACCGCAUCAACCUAAUUCAGCCUCUCCUCAGAGAUAUUUAGUCUUCAUCAUGGUGACUCUGAAGGAUUCUAAAUAGCAUCAGCAUUUCUUAUUAGCCUUUCACACCACUCCUAAGGAUUACUCUGAUUUCAAGAAGUAAAGUGGCAGAUUGUUUUUCCUCCAUUAUGAGCAAGUAAUUUGUUCACUCUGCGUAGUUAUGACCCACUGAAUAAAAGCCUGGCAUAACUUGUUCUUCCCUUGACCUUCUUGGACCAGCUCUCCUCUUGAAAAUUGUAAUCCAGUCUGUCAGUCUCUAAU
This is a messenger RNA of Equus quagga, 950 nucleotides long. It is a transcript of the gene LYRM4, whose product is annotated as LYR motif containing 4. The transcript has 3 exons. The record is from RefSeq and is a predicted model, not a curated record. The coding region runs from base 262 to 549 and encodes 95 amino acids. Gene Ontology annotation, cellular component: L-cysteine desulfurase complex; mitochondrion. Gene Ontology annotation, biological process: iron-sulfur cluster assembly. NCBI's taxonomy places the organism in Eukaryota, Metazoa, Chordata, Mammalia, Perissodactyla, Equidae.